CCUUAUGAAAAAAGCAGGUUUGUUUAUGAAUAGAGAAUAAAUGGUUUUUGCAAGAAUCAUGCCAAUGAAAUAUUCCUUUGUUUAUUUUUUCAUACAUGUGAAUAGGCCCACAAUUAAUCAAAAUAACAUAUAGGAUAAUGCACGGUAUACUAGGUGCAGAUAUUCAUAAAUGAGUGUUUCACCGUUUGUGAACCUCGUCACACCUCACUAUACUCCACAGUGGGUUUGCCACUCAGCAUAUCUGUAGUGUUAGAAAAGAUGGUACACAAAGGAAAUUUCUGCACCAGGAACCAACGUCCAGAAAAUCCUUAUAGGGAAUGUAUAAGAUUGUGGUUGCUGAAGCCUAAAUCCUUGCUGUGCAUUCUUUGAUUGAGGAAAGAAAAAAGUACCAAGAGAUCUCACUUCAAGUUUACAUUUAUUCAGCUAUAUACGAGGGGGGACUCAAAAGUCCCCGGACUGUGGUUAUAACUUUUAAUUUUUUUAUUUUCACAUUCAGUCAACACUGUCACCUUCAAAGUACUCUCCUUCGGCUUGAAUACAGCGCUGCAGCCAGGACUUCCAUUGCUCAAAGCAGUCGGCAAAUUUGUGCGUAAUGAUCGCUUUAAGAGCGUUCUUUGAUUUUUUCUGCACCUCUUCCUCAUCAUCAAAUCUCCGGCCCUUCAGUGCCUUUUUCAUUCUUGGGAAGAGACAGAAGUUGCAAGAUGCUAAAUCGAGGGAAUACGGCGGAUGGAGCAGCAGGGCCAUGCCGUUUUUCACCAGGAACUGUUUUACGCGCAGAGCCCUGUGCGCUGGCGCGUUGUCAUGAUGAAGCCACCAGUCCCCUCUCUCCCACAGCGCCGGCCGCUUCAGCCUGACCGCCUCCCGGAGCCGCCGCAGCACUUCGAGGUAAAAAUCCUGGUUGACGGUUUGCCCGGGUGGCACAAACUCGCUGUGGACCGUCCCUUUGACAUCAAAAAAGCAGGACAGCUUCGAUUUUGCGGACAUUUUCCUCUGUGCGGGAGGUGGAGGGUCGGCCGGAGCGAGGCGAGUCUUCGAUGGACAUCUGACCACUCUUAAAGUGCCCAUAGACCUGUGUUCUCCCCAGAGCCUCAUCUUUGUAUGCGGUGUGGAUCAUGGUGAGUGUUUCUGGUGCCGUUUUUCCCAGUAGAAAACAAAAUCGCGUUCCGCCAUUUUCGGAUUUUUUGAAGAAGGGAGCGGGACUGUAAUAACAUAAACACUGCCUGUGAGCUGUCUGUGCGUCUUUGGGAGGUGAAAAUUUUCACAGUUAUGCUUAAGGCUAUGCUAUAGCGACAUAUAAUGGCCAAAAGUCUGAAAUCUUUUUUUUUUAUUUUAUUUUUUAUAAGUACAGUCCGGGAACUUUUGGGUCCCCCCUCGUACAACAACAACACCUGGAAUGUCUUCACCUAAAUUUGAGCAUUCUCUCUCCUCCAGUGUCUCCCUUGGUCCUGGAACAGAGAGCCGAUCCUCUGGCAAUUCAGCUUAAAGAGCUUGUGUGAGGGCCCGCCUUCAUGCAUAGUUUAUUACCUGCAUCCUGCAUCAACAUGAGUCAUCUGACUCCAUCACCAGAUGGCCUCAUGUUUUCUAUGGCUCCAUGUUGGUCAUCCUCUCAUCCUGAUUGUCCUUGAUUAUCCCCCCAUAAACUUUACUGUAGCAUCAACACAAAAUAUUUCAUGUUCCCAAGAAAAACAGCUUCUUUCCCUUAUCUUCACACACACAGCCCUCUCCGCAAAAACGCUGAAAGUUUAACCACCACUAACCCAUAACAUGCUGCCUUGUGUAUCUAUUUAGCAUUAACGUUAGCUAAUGUAUACCAAAUGCAGAGGACAUAUUUGACCUGCAACUUACUGUGUAUGAAGUGUUUUGUCAAGGGAUUUAAAAAACUCAAUAAUUGUUAUUUCACACUUGAAAAAACUUCUCUGUAUCGUUAAUUUAUUGCCAAUUGUCUGGAGGGUGCAAACGUGCACCAGGCAAAUGCAGAAAGUGAACCAAAGACAGUGACACAAAAAUCGUGUUACAUCUUGAGCUGAUGAAGCAAACUUAUCUGAAGCAUUAUGGAACUCAUUGUCAUAAAAACUAUUUUUAAAUUUGCAUAUUGUCCAUGCAAGUAAAAAAUAAACAUAAAACCUUUAAGUUACAGGCGAAGAAGUUAGUCUAAACAAAGUGGUCUCAACUGGAUUAGUGAAGAAAUUCAUUUGGAAUCAGUUAAAACUGUUGAAUAUCUUUUCUGAAUAAAAAAAAAAAAAAGUACUUUUCAUUUUUCAUUCUGUUGUGUACCUCUGGUUUGCCAUCUUUAAAUUUGUUAAUUUCUUUUCAUCAAAUGAACUAGGAAAUCUGAAUCCACCAUGGACAGAGCUUGGAAAGGACUACUGAAGUCUGGCAUCAUCUUUCUGACCUUGAGUCUUUUUGUCUACAUAUUUUAUCACAUCGACUUUCUGGAGUUUCAGAGAACACCAAAUCCUCCAUUCAAGAAAAUAAGAGGUUCCAGUGAUCCAGGCUCUAAUCAAAACUACUGCACCUUCCGACCUUUGUCUCCCAAGGAGAUUGAUGAGGAAAACACUCUUUUAAAUUCCAUAGCUUGGCCAAAUACUCCAUCUGUGCCACUUCCUGUUUCACUGAAUGACACCAGCAAUGCAGCCCGCAGCAAUUUUGUCAUUCUCCCAAGGCCAGGAGGUGGAUCGUGGCUCGUGGGGGAUCAGCUGGAGGUCAUGAUCAAGAUGUUUGACUUUAAGGGCCGUCCCAAGACUCAUGGGGGAGAUUUCUUCCUGGUUCGGCUACACAACCGGACAGUUGAAGCAGGGGUGGCAGGUCAAGUGGUGGAUCAUCUCAAUGGCACCUACUCUGCUGUGUUCCUCUUACCCUGGGAAGGAAAGUCACAGAUUGAGGUAACAUUGGUACAUCCCAGUGAGGCAAUCCCAUUCCUGCAGCGAUUUGCCGGUGAAAAGCCUAAUGGAGUGGACUUCUACAGCACUUUUCAUUCAGGCUUGCUCACUCAGAAAACCAUGUGCAGUGUGUGUCUGCCUCCAACCCAGCAGCCACAGUGUAACUACACUGACCUCAAUACAGGUGAGCUGUGGUUCUGCUACAAGCCACAGAAUCUGAGCUGUGAUGCCAGGAUCAACCACUUCAGCAUUUACCAAAACCCCCCCAAGGCCAAGGAGGACAUACUCUUUAAAAAUGGUGUCACCAUGAAUGUUGGUAUUCCAGCUUCAGGACCUGCUCAUGUCACUGUUUUCCCAAAAAUGAAAGGUGAACUUGCAGCGACCACAAACAAGGACAUACCUGGACCUGCUGGUUACUAUUACAAAGGUCUGUGGAGUUCACUGAGUGGCGCCACAGUUAAACGGUUCAAUAACGCCUCUGCCAUCAGCCAGUGCCUCAAAGACAAGGUGGUUCACAUGUAUGGAGACUCUACAGUCAGGCAGUGGUUAGAAUUCCUCUCUCGAGAACUAUCAGAUCUCAAGGUAUAUAACCUGCACAACAUGAAGCAGUCUGGACCUUAUGUGGCACUGGACUAUGCCAGAAACAUCUUUGUGACAUACCGCUGCCAUGGCCUUCCUAUUCGUAUUGUGCCUUCACCAGUAACAGAGCUGCAUUAUGUUGCCAAUGAACUCGACGGAAUAACUGGAGGGAAGACCACAGUUGUAGUUUUUGGUGUCUGGGCGCAUUUUACCACUUUCCCCAUCAAGUACUACAUCCGUCGAUUAAUGAGUAUCCGUAAGGCAGUUGUCCGACUACUAGCCAGAGCUCCAGCUACUCGAAUUAUUAUCCGGACGGCAAACCUGAAAAACUCUCCAAGCCCCUUUUCAGCACAGCUUGGUGGUGACUGGCCUUCACUGCAACGUGACAAGAUACUCAGGACCAUGUUUAAGGGAAUGGAUGUUUAUUUCGUGGACGCCUGGGAGAUGACUGUGGCUCACUAUCUCAAGCAUGACAUCCACCCACCCCGUCCCAUCAUUAAGAACAUGAUUGAUGUUGUUUUGUCAUAUAUUUGCCCUUCAAAAUAAGGGUAGGUGUAUUGUGUUCUUCUGAAAAAACAAAAAUGUAACAAACAUGCUUUCUGAUGUUUAGGUUAUUUUAUGUGCUUAAACAAAUGUAAUUGGAUAUUUGUUAUUGGUGUGGCAGAGUUACUAUUUUCUAUUCACGGUGUGAUACAUUGUGGACAUAAGAGUUAGUGCAAUGUGUUAUAGGAAGUGGAGAAGAGGAGAUGAUUAAAUAUAGGAAUUGCACUUGACCGUGUACUGCUUGAUUUCUUUUCCCGCAACCCAAAAUAUUGUGAGUGAAGAGAUUAAUUGAUACUUCUCAGGCCAGCAGUACACAAACUUUCUCAAUGAUUUGUCACCUGUGGUAUGCCAUGUAAAUUUCACUAAUUUUCAAUUUCAAUGAAGUUGCAGAAUCCAGAGUUUCUGAACAGAUUUCCUGAACUGUCUCAACCAGACAACUUAAUGCAGGGCUACUCAACCCUGGUCCUCGUGGGCCGCAGUCCAGCAUGUUUUAGAUGUUUCCCUCUUCCAACACAGCUGAUUCAAAUGAUCAGGAUCGUU
Messenger RNA from Salarias fasciatus (jewelled blenny), 4541 nucleotides. Its product is annotated as NXPE family member 3-like. NCBI's taxonomy places the organism in Eukaryota, Metazoa, Chordata, Actinopteri, Blenniiformes, Blenniidae. The record is from RefSeq and is a predicted model, not a curated record. The transcript is spliced from 6 exons. The coding region runs from base 2343 to 4004 and encodes 553 amino acids.